AUGGAAGAUUCAACGGCGGAUUUGAUGGAAGAUUUCCAUGGCGGAUUUGAUGGAAGAUUUCAACGGUGUAUUCGAUGGAAGAUUUCAACGGCGGAUUCGAUGGAAGAUUCAACGGCGGAUUUGAUGGAAGAUUUCAAUGGCGGAUUCGAUGGAAGAUUUCAGCAGUGUAUUCGAUGGAAGAUUUCAACGGUGUAUUCGAUGGAAGAUUUCAACGGCGGAUUUGAUGGAAGAUUUCAAUGGCGGAUUCGAUGGAAGAUUUCAGCAGUGUAUUCGAUGGAAGAUUUCAACGGUGUAUUCGAUGGAAGAUUUGAACAGCGUAUUCGAUGGAAGAUUCAACGGCGGAUUCAAUGGAAGAUUCAACGGCGGAUUUGAUGAAAGAUUUCACCAGUGUAUUCGAUGGAAGAUUCAACGGUGGAUUCGAUGGAAGAUUCAA
Messenger RNA from Blastomyces gilchristii SLH14081, 433 nucleotides. RefSeq lists its product as uncharacterized. The coding region runs from base 1 to 372 and encodes 123 amino acids. The transcript has a single exon. Lineage: Eukaryota; Fungi; Ascomycota; Eurotiomycetes; Onygenales; Ajellomycetaceae. The record is from RefSeq and is a predicted model, not a curated record.